AUGGCAGAAUUCAACAGAGCAUCACUCGAAGAGUUAUUAAAGAAACGUUUCUUCUUUGCUCCUUCUUUUUCGGCUUAUGGAGGCGUCGCUGGUCUGUAUGACUAUGGCCCUCCAGGCUGUGCUCUCCAGGCUAACAUACUCGAUUUGUGGCGCAAGCAUUUCGUGCUUGAGGAGGAUAUGCUAGAAGUAGAUUGUACUAUUAUGACUCCACAUGACGUACUAGAAACUUCUGGUCAUGUGGAAAAAUUCACAGAUUGGAUGGUUAGAGAUUCACAAAGUGGUGAAAUUUUCAGAGCUGAUCAUCUGAUAGAAAAUGUAUUGGAGACGCGUUUAGAAGGGGAUAAGAAAGCGAAGUCAACCGAUACUUUAUCCGCCACGGCGAGUAAAAAUAAUACCAAAACGAAGAAAGGGGGUGCUGUGCCCGUUCUACUGGAUAGUGCAACCAAAGCAGAAUACGAAGAGAUCUUGGCAAAAAUUGACAAUUACACCGGCCCCGAGCUUGGUGAAAUCAUAAAGAAGCAUAAUAUCAAGAAUCCCGAGACUGGUGGCGAUCUUACGGAUCCUGUUGAAUUUAAUCUGAUGUUUGAGAGUAGCAUUGGACCAACUGGUUCUCUCAAAGGUUACCUCCGUCCCGAAACCGCACAAGGUCAAUUCCUUAAUUUCAAAAAACUUCUCGAAUUUAAUAACGAUAAGAUGCCGUUUGCAUCUGCAUCCAUUGGACGAUCAUUUCGAAAUGAAAUAAGUCCACGGUCUGGAUUACUUCGUGUCAGAGAGUUUGUCAUGGCCGAGAUUGAACACUUUGUCGACCCGUUGAGUAAGGAUCAUCCUCGGUUUGAUGAAGUAAAAGAUAUCAAGCUGAGAUUAUUGGACAGUUCAAUUCAAUCGGAGGGAAAGACUGAACCAAAGGAGUUAACCAUUGGCAAGGCUGUCGAGGAGAAAAUAGUUGAUAAUCAAACUCUUGGUUAUUUUCUAGCUCGAAUCCAGCUUUUCCUUACUAAACUCGGAAUAAAUCCCCAACGACUUCGAUUCCGUCAACAUAUGUCAAAUGAAAUGGCCCAUUAUGCAUGUGAUUGUUGGGAUGCCGAGAUUCAAAGUAGCUAUGGUUGGAUCGAAUGUGUUGGAUGUGCCGAUAGAUCUGCAUUUGAUUUGACAGUGCAUUCUAACCGAACGGGUGAAAAGCUCGUUGUAAGGGAAAGUUUACCUGAACCUAGAGUUUACGAAAAGACUGUACUGGACAUUAACAAGAGGAUAUUUGGGCCGAGGUUCAGACAGAAUGCCAAGACAUUAGAGUCAUACUUGUUAGGGCUGAGUGAGGCAGAACUGGAAAAACUAAAAAGCGAUAUCGAAAGUAACGGAGGGAAAGCUACUGUCAACCUUCCCAAUGGGAAUUCAUAUGAAGUCGGGUCAGAUUUCUUGACUAUUGGGCGCCAGACGUUUACAGAACAUGUUCGAGAAUAUAUUCCUAAUGUAAUAGAACCGUCGUUUGGCAUCGGUCGUAUUCUUUAUUCUCUAAUUGAACAUGUUUACUGGACACGUGAAGGGGACGAACAGAGAGCGGUUUUAUCUUUCCCACCACGCGUGGCACCUUUCAAAUGCUUACUAGUUCCACUUAGUAAUAACGCGGCAUUUGCCCCAUUGGUUCGUGACAUCUCUUCCCGUUUGCGAAAGUUGAACAUUCCGAUAAAGGUAGAUGACUCUUCAAAUUCCAUCGGUCGUCGGUACUCGCGUAACGAUGAACUCGGUACGCCAUUUGCCAUCACAAUCGAUUUUCAAUCGACGAAUGACGGUACCGUUACAUUACGCGAACGAGAUUCAACUAAACAAAUCAGAGAGCCAGUGGAUGUAAUCUUGGACAUUGUCAAGGAACUUGUAGAGGAGAACACCACCUGGAAGAACGUAAUGGAAAAGUACACAACAUUUGUACGACAGGAGCUUGAUUAG
Paraglomus occultum is the source of this 1941-nucleotide messenger RNA. NCBI's taxonomy places the organism in Eukaryota, Fungi, Glomeromycota, Glomeromycetes, Paraglomerales, Paraglomeraceae. The record is from the annotation of a GenBank genome assembly.